Trichogramma pretiosum is the source of this 4215-nucleotide messenger RNA. RefSeq lists its product as uncharacterized. The transcript has 10 exons. Bases 329 to 3799 code for a protein of 1156 amino acids. Gene Ontology annotation, biological process: regulation of DNA-templated transcription. NCBI's taxonomy places the organism in Eukaryota, Metazoa, Arthropoda, Insecta, Hymenoptera, Trichogrammatidae. Gene Ontology annotation, molecular function: transcription coregulator activity; protein binding. Gene Ontology annotation, cellular component: transcription regulator complex; nucleus. The record is from RefSeq and is a predicted model, not a curated record.
CGUUCUCAGUGCUGUUGGGGCUUUGAUAGCCGCAGGAGUGCGUGUACGCGUGCAAAAAUAGUAUAGCGUUACGAUCGUGGUUUAUGUACAUUUAUUUGUUUUUUGUGAUAAAUAGUUAUAAGUGUAAUUUACAUAAACAAAACUAUGUUAUAUUUUGUUAAGGUGGCAUUUUGUAGUACUCGUCUACAGUUAUGAAAAAAGUUUUUAAAGAAACAAGUUGUGUUCAAAAGAAACUGUGAUAGCAUCGUGAGAAUAGCUGGAUAACCUAUUGAAAGCAAAUCAUUUGAGAUUAACUAAUGGAUUAAUCACAAGAUCAUCUGCCAAUGAAAUGGAUUCUAUAGCAAUUGAAGCAAUGCCUUCUGUUGAGCUAAUUUUAAACUCAAAUUUAGUUGAAACCUCUGAUUUAUCUGAGAAAAAAGAUAAUUUAUCAUUAGUUGAUGAAGAUGAUAUCCAUUUAGUAGUUACUGAUGAUGAAGAAAUUGAACAAGAAACAAAUAAUAGCAUCGAUGAUAUUGGAUUUGAUGUUAAUCUAGAUUCAUCUCCUGAUAGCUCGAUAAAUAUUCAUAAUUCAAAUAAUAACACCGUAAAUAAAGAAUAUAUCGAUAAAUCUUGUGAGGAAAAUUUACAAAACUCAAAAAUGAAAGAGAGUGAUAGUAUAGCACCUUUUAUGAGGAAUACUACAACAAGAUUGUGGUCCAAUAAUGUUGAUAAUAGAUGGAAAGGAAAUAAUCAAUCAAGAAACCGAUCUGACUAUCACCAUCAAAACAACAGGUAUAACUAUAGAUACCCAGAGAGAAAUAGAUUUAAUUCUAAUCAACAAAAUUAUAGGAAUAAUUAUCGUAGGUUUAAUAACAAUCCAAGAGAAAAAAAUUAUGAUACUUCCAAGUCCAGAAGUGAUUCAACAUUGCUAGAAAAAUCCAAUAUAAUGAAAACUACAAUUAAUGAAAACAGUAGGCUCGAAAAUAAUGGUUUACCUGAAAAUAUAAGAAAAACUUCUGAAGCAACUAAUUUAGAAAAAAAUGUAGAAAAACAUAGUCAAGAUAAAUCAAUUAAAAAUGAUGUUUUAAAGAAUAGUCAUCAAGUUGUCAACGAUAUUAAAGGGUGUGACUCAUCAAAAACUGAUACUGCAGAGAAUAUUAACACAACGAUAAUUCAUAAAAAUGAAAAAAAAGAUUGUUCUGUAAAAAAUGUAGCUGAAAGUUCUAUUCAUGUACAAGGUUUUGAAGAAAAAAAAAGUUGCAAUGAAAUUGAAGAUCAAAUGGAUGUUGAUAGUAGCAGCCAGGACGAUUCUUUAGUAAAAAAUACAAAUACUAUCAGAGUACUAUCAAAAGGUAAUAAUUGUGUUGAACUUCCAUCAAAUGGUCUAUUUAAUUCAGUAUCAAAUAAAACAGAUGAUGUUACGCAUAAUGAUGAAAAUGAUAUUAAGGAAGAAAUUCUGAAUUCAAACUCAAGGGAAACAGAUUUUAAUGAUCACUCAAAAAAAUUGAAAGAAUCUACUUCAUCUACUUGUAAUGAUAAUAGACCAAUAAUACAAGAUGCUGAUGAAUUAACAUUAGAGAACACAAAACUAUUCACAACUACUCAAAAUUCAAAAAAUUUUAAUUUAACUGAUGUUAAAAUUAAUGAUCUGAAGAGUAAUGUAAGUCCUUCAAAUUUAUCUCCUAUGGAUGAGAACAGUGAUCAAGAAGUUGAAAAUAAUUUAAGAAAUGAAAUUGAUAGUCCAUCAGAUCUUGUUAGUAAGUCCUCUUCUAUAGAAGACAUUGAAGUUACAGAUGAAUCAUCCAAAUCCAGUACAGUGGAACCUUUUAAAGAAGACAAAGGAAAUGAAAGUGAUGAAAAACAAAAAUCUGAAAAACACAAAAGAAAAAAGAGGAAAAAAGCAACAGCAGUCUUAAUUGAAGAGGCAGGAAUAGGUCCUGAAUUUGAUGAGGGAGUACGUCAUAAACGUCGCUCGGCAAAGUAUGCCGAAGAGAUGAUUCGCAAGGAGAUUCAAAAUCAAGAUGACGAUUCUAGCCAAGACGAUAACGACACAAAAGAACCACAAUCGAACGCUCUUAUUCCGGCAUCAGCUCCAACGCUGCCAGCGCCAAAUAAGCGCAAUCAAACCGAUAUCAUGGAUGAAAACUUGGAACAACCAAAAAAGCGAAUCAAAACGUCUACCGAAAAAACGGACAAAAAAACCCUGGUUGCGAAGCAAUCAGUGGACCAGAAACUUGCUAGUAACGACAAAGUAAUAGAAAACGUCGAUAAACACAAUUCAACAACUAAUCUUAAGGUGAGAGAGCUUGUAAAACAAAUCUCUCAAGAGGACGUUCGAAAAAAGUUUAAACUAAUGACAAGAGAGGAAAUGGAAGCUUUAUGUAUACAGAAGGUCACAGAGUGUCUUACUAAUCGCGGAGAAAUCGGAAAACUACGCGACGAAGUCCGGCAAGCUCAGUUGGCUAACGAAUCGCUUAAAGGAAAGGCUAUAACUCUUCUGAAGAUGUGCACCAAUUUCGAAUCGGUUCUAACACGCAUUAACCAAGACAGACUAAGCCAAGCUGGCAAGUUUCAGCCACCUAUUAAAAUUAACCGAUCGGUUGGGUUACAAGUUAAUUUAAACCUUAAAACAUCAGCCAAUGCCAGUCUGAACUCUAGCCUGAACAGUAGUCUUAAUACCAGCUUAAAUACUAGUCAGACUCCAAACAAAGUAGUGAUAAAUCAACGCAACUUCAAUAGUUCUACUGGUUUGGCCACUCUAAGCCCUCGCAAAACCAUCAAAACCCGGUCGCCCCGUACCGUAGAAAUAACAUCGACGACGACAACUAGUACAAUUAUAAAUCCAGCAACAACAACUACGCCUGUUGUUACAAUAGCUGCGAAACCAACGUCGACAGAAUCUGGCAAGAGGAAUUUCACGUUGCAGCAAGUUUUACUGAACACGGGUCCGAUUGUCCGACAAAACCCUAUGACUUUACAGAAGAAUAAUUCAAAAAAGAGCGAUCUUAUCGAUUUGACCGACGAGGAAGAUAAAAAUAAUAAAAUUCACGUUUUAGCGACACUACCUGGCCAAACGACAUCAAUAUCGGCUGCAACAGCAGUCUCUCGAUACCCGAGAGUUAUACAAGCUGUACCAGCUAGUGUCGCAAUAACUACCCCUAACAGUGGAAAUGUCCGAUUAGUUCAAGCUGGUUCGGGAAAUGUGACGUCGACUAUUGUGAACGCAAUUGGUGGAAAUGGGGGCAACGUUCAAAGGGUGGCGUACCUCAUGCAUACCAAUAAUACCAAUGGAGGACCUGCCAGACAACUUGUGUUUGCUAGUAACAAUACUGUUCAACCAACAGCUAAUUCCAAUACGAAAAAUGCUGUGCAAAAUGUUUUUAAACAACAACCAACUGGUUCAACUCAAGCAAGAUUAGUAUCGUCCACUGGAAAUGCACUCCAGAUAAGACAUCAUCCUGCACCAUUGCCGGAAAUCCCACCACAAAAAGAAAACCCUAAAUGGAAAUUAAUACCUCCUGCUCCAACUCUAAAAAUAUCUAAAGUGACUAAAGGAAUCGUAUUGUCUUGGAACAUGAAUUUGUCAGAUAAGUACGAAGACAUAGUUAGUUAUCAAUUAUUUGCUUACCAAGAAGUCACUGGUACAGCUCCCUCCACAAAUUUGUGGAAGAAGGUCGGAGAUGUUAGAGCCUUACCACUGCCAAUGGCAUGCACAUUAACGCAGUUCACCGAAGGGAAUAGCUAUCAUUUUGCCGUUAGAGCAGUUGACUUUCAUUCCAGAUUCGGACAAUAUAGCAAACCUGCCCAUAUAUCUUUAUAAUCUUUAUAAUUAUAAAUAAUUUUUAUGUAUAAGCUCUUUCUAAUAAGGUAAUUCAUUUUUGCCUUUGAUCUAUUGAUGACACUCGAGAUUUACAAACUGUUUACUUUUCGCAAUGCAGAAGAUUUGCAUUUGGUACAUAAUUUGUAAAUAAACUUUGUAUUUGAUCAAAGAAUGAAAACACUGUCUGUUUCAAAAUAUACAUAUGUAUUGCUGUAAAAUACUCAUACAAUUUUAAAAAAUUGGUCAGAUUAGUUAGUUUACAAUGUUUUUAUAGAAAAAAGUUUUUCAAAUCGAAAUAUUGGACGUUUAGUUUUAAUAAUUUUAACUUUCAUGUUUAAUUAACCUUCCAGUUUAAAAUCUAUGUAAAAGUUGAAAUUGAAAUAAUGAAUAAAUUGAUAAUUGUCGUAAAAUUACAA